Sitodiplosis mosellana (orange wheat blossom midge) is the source of this 1373-nucleotide messenger RNA. RefSeq names its product glycoprotein 3-alpha-L-fucosyltransferase A-like. The record is from RefSeq and is a predicted model, not a curated record. The coding region runs from base 1 to 1299 and encodes 432 amino acids. Lineage: Eukaryota; Metazoa; Arthropoda; Insecta; Diptera; Cecidomyiidae. Gene Ontology annotation, cellular component: membrane. Gene Ontology annotation, molecular function: alpha-(1->3)-fucosyltransferase activity. The transcript has 5 exons.
AUGUUUACAGUGAAAACCUGGUCAUUGUCAAGUUUAAGACAGAAAAAGUUCUUAGUUCUAUUCAUUUCGGUAUCAUUAGCCAGUCUGAUCAUUUUUUUGAAUCUAGAAAAAUCAUCGACGACUUCAAGCGAUGCCCUUCUGUCGCGUUUGAAAAGAACUGUUCCCAUUAAAGUUCGACCAAGGCCGUAUUACAUGAGUAAUGGCAAAGUAUUUCCUAGGCCGGCGAAAUUUUCGAAGAAGCUCGGCCGACGUGAUGCUAAAAUUUUACCAGAAGAAGAUCCGGAUUCAGAUCGUUUUGAAAAUCAACUGAUGUUCAUUCCACCAAAUUACUAUGAAACUCGUAAUCCAAACAAGAAUAAAACAGUUUUAUUAUAUAAUGGAUGGGGAGGCUUUGAAAAAAUUAUGGUACAUUGGUUUAGCAAUCGAAAAUGCCCGGUUGAUACAUGCACAUUUUCAUUGAAUCGCUCCGAUGCUGAAACGGCCGACUUUAUAAUGUUCUCCGGUCAAAUUGAUGGCAUCAACAUAAAACGAACACCAAACCAAAUUUAUGCUUUCUAUCGGCUUGAGAGCCCCAUUCACUGGCCACAAAAAUAUCCAAAAUCCAUCGUUUACAAUUGGACAAUAACCUACAGACAUGACAGUACCAUUUCCAUUCCAUACUCAAAGUGGAUGUACUAUGACCCGAGAAUAACGCACCAGCCACAAAUCCGAAAUUUUGCCAAAAACAAAACCAAACUGGUUGCAUGGAUGGUGUCGAAUUGUGAGGCUCACAAUGACCGUGAUGCGUACGUUCGUGAACUUCAAAAGUAUAUUCAAGUGGAUGUUUAUGGUGCAUGUGGAACGAUGAAUUGUACGGAUUGCCACGAUCGACUCGAGAGAGACUAUAAAUUCUAUUUGUCAUUCGAAAAUUCGCACUGCGCCGAUUACAUAUCGGAAAAGGUCUAUAGGAACACAUUGGGUAGAUCGAUUAUUCCUGUGGUAUUAGGCGCUCGUAAAGAAGACUACGAACGACAACUUCCAUACAAUUCAUUUAUUUACGUCGAAGAUUUUGCGACACCCAAAGAUCUGGCAGAAUAUUUGCACAAAGUGGACAAAGAUGAUGUACUUUACAAUUCAUAUUUCCAGUGGAGAGGAACGGGUGAAAUACAUGCAACAUUUGAAUACAUAUGGUGUCGCAUUUGUGCUCUGCUACACGAUGAAUACACCAUGAACAAUCCGCGAUGGUACGAUGAUAUAAAUAAAUGGUGGUUUGACCCAGAUACGUUAAGAAGAGGAUUUUGGCGAAAUACAAAAAGCUAAUAGAACAGCAACUUGAUCAGAUUGAAGAUUUUGAAACGAUGUCUUCAGGGAAUUUGAAGAUUUUCUCAAAAUCA